This is a messenger RNA of Dipodomys ordii (Ord's kangaroo rat), 1098 nucleotides long. RefSeq names its product germinal center-associated, signaling and motility-like (gene Gcsaml). The transcript is spliced from 5 exons. Gene Ontology annotation, biological process: regulation of B cell receptor signaling pathway; regulation of lymphocyte migration. The coding region runs from base 56 to 463 and encodes 135 amino acids. The record is from RefSeq and is a predicted model, not a curated record. Lineage: Eukaryota; Metazoa; Chordata; Mammalia; Rodentia; Heteromyidae.
GAGAGGUGUAAAACCUAGAAACAGAGAAGAAGAGCAGUCGAGUCCCAGUGAGAGGAUGGGAAACUCUCUCCUGAGAGAUCUCAGUUGCCUGGGAAAGAAUAAAGGGAAGAUCAGGAAGGAAAAUGUAGGUGUGAGAAGAAAACGGCAGGAAGUGACCACAGCUGAAGGAGAAAUUCAAGACCAAGAUAAGAAAAGUAAAGAAUUUCCAUCUACUUCUAGCCAGGACAAUGAGAACAGCAGUGGUUGUGAAGAAGUGUGCUACACCACCAUUAAUCAUGGGCUCCUUCGAAGGUCCUCCCUGAAUUCCAAUGAUAAUGGAUAUGAGAAUAUUGACUCUGGCACCAGGACAGUGAGACCCACCAGAGCAGAGUCCGAAACAGAAUAUGCCUUACUGAGGACUUCGGUUAUUUGUCCCUCUUCCUUGACCCCUGACCAUGACUAUGAAUUUGUGCUUCCAAAAUAAAAUCUUCAACUUCCUCAUCAUCCUCAAGAAAUGAAGAGGAGACGGAAAAGCAGGUUUUGUGAGUAAUCACAUCCUCAGCAGUUGAAAAGCACUCAUUCCUGACCAUAGUUUAGAAAUAAUAGAAUUUUAUUGGCUUGGGAAACCCUGUGGGGCAUCUUCAUGGUCAGAGUGAAGUCUUCUACACUGACUUAAUGACAGAGAGGAUUCUGCAUGUUUGUACUGUAUGGCUUGAGGAUAUAGAUAGUCACAAAUUUCCUAGGACAACAAGGUCAAGCAGUUGUACAUCCUACAAUAUUGAGUCCUAAUCCUCCUCGCCAAAUAUCAAGAAUCAGUAUUUCCACAUUCAAGGAUCUCUUUUCUUUUGAGGUAUAGUUCUAUCUAAUCAACUUUUAAAAUAUAAGACUAAUGAACUUACCUGAUCUUCAUUUACAAUUUUGUCUUUGUACUGGAAAAAUUUUCCUUGUUAACUUGUUAUAAUUAUUCAAGCAUUAGUGGCUUUUUUUACACUGUACUUUCUGAGAGGAGGAACUAAAAAUAUGUCAUAGAAAGAAAAUGAAAUGUGUCAGGUACAGUUUUCUAUCAAUGUUCAGAAUAAAAUGGAGCAUUCUGUUCCAAGAUUAGUAAAAUUAAACUUA